AUGUCCCCGCGGUGCCGGUAGUGGUGCUGUGAGUCUGCCGAGCACUGAACUCUAAACCCCCGCAGAUCUGCUAAAUGAGAGCAGAAGAUAACAUAAUAUUAAAACCACAUUUGUGAUCGGUUUAACGGUUCACGACCACAGCAAGGAAUACCAUCACGUAGCAUUCCAAUGAACGUUCCGUGCAGUUGAUGUUUUGGGCGUUUGAACGGUCUGCCCGGAGUGAAACGCCGUAGAGGCUAAACCCACUGCAGCUGAUGUUCUCAGGGACCCGCGUCACGUGAUGUAUGAAGGUAAACACAUCCAUUUCUCAGAGGUGGAUAACAAGCCGCUGUGCUCCUACAGCCCCAAGCUCUGCAAGCAGCGCAGAUUGAAUGGAUACGCCUUCUGCAUUCGUCAUGUCCUGGAGGAUAAAACCGCUCCGUUCAAACAGUGUGAAUAUGUGGCCAAGUACAACAGUCAGCGAUGCACUAACCCCAUCCCUAAAGCUGAGGAGCGCAGAUACUGUAACAGCCACCUACAGGUUCUGGGUUUCAUCCCUAAGAAGGAACGCAAGAAGAAGCAGGACGCUCUGGAGGAGGUACGCGGUCGCACUCAUGUGGAGUCUGUCGCUCUGAACAUCACCGUUCCCUCUCUGGCUCUGAGAGGCUCUAACGGGCUGGACGGCCUCCCUCCGUCUCCUCCCUGCUCCCGCCUCACCUCCCUGCCCCUCUCCGACUCCGACUUCCUCGACCCCUUCGCCUUCCACGAGGAGGACACGGACGGAGAGGAGAGGAUCUCCAGCAAAAGAAAACCUGUGAUUGGCCCGAGGAUGAGCGUCCGGGACCGUGAGCACCAUCAGCAAGCCUCCGAGCACUUUAGCGCAGCCGCCGAACCCUGCGUGCUUCCGAACUCCCUGCACCUACCACAGCCACCUCCACCACCACCUUUACCUCCACCUCUACCUCCACCUCAACCCUCGUCGAGGCAUCAACACACCGAUCGGCCUCCCUACGCCCAGCACGGGCCAGUGCAGACUCUGCUAUGCAAGCCGGCUCCACCUCAGACCGGACCUUCCACGUCAGCGGGGACUCAGAACCAGCCGCUCGGCCGGAGACCCGCCCCCGCUGCUUCGCCCCGCCCACCCGCCUCCCAGGACGGCCCACAGCGCCGCUCGGUGGCCAUGCGACCCACUGCCUUCACAGCGCCUCCCGUCUGUCUGCUGAGACUGCAACACCUCGUGCAGCUGUAUGCUCAGAGACAGCGAGAACACGGAGACCUGUUCCCACAUCUCGGUCUGGACUGGUCUGAGGACAGUACAGAUGAUGAAGGGACAGAGGAGAUUGUGUCUUCGCUGCCUCGGGGCUGGAGGUCACAUGACGGAGGUCUCGGUUACAGCUCCUCAGAUGAGAAACCUCUGUCCCGGCGGGCGCGUCUGACGCAGCUGUGCACGUACCUGCAGGAGAGGUACAAACACCUGUGCCGACGGGACCGGGCAGUCACCCGUCACAGCAGAUACCGAUACGCCUUCCGGAAAGCUCUGCUCCACGCCGCCAGCAAAGACCCCGACUGCACUGCCCAGCUCGUUCAGAGACUCAACAAGAGCUCGCAGACGUCACUCUGUUCCAGGUCUGCAGUACCACAGACGUAUGAAAGGACAGCAUGUACGGGAAACACGAAGGGUCAAAGCUGCAGAAACAUAGCUUUGCCCUUUUCACAGCACUGUUUUCAGCAUAUCCUACUGAAUCGCUCUCAGCAGCUGUUUUCCAGUUGCACGGCACGCUUCGCUGAUGGCCAGCAGUGCUCUGUUCCUGUGUUUGACAUCACUCAUCAGACGCCUCUUUGUGACGAACAUGCCAAGAAAAUGGAUAAUUUCCUGCGUGGUGACGGUAUCAGACGCAGUCAGCAGCAGCGCCGUCCGCGUAAGAAGACCAAACCGCCCGCGCUGACCAAGAAACACAAGAAGAAGAGGAGACGAGGCCCGCGGAGACCUCAAAAGCCCAUUCCUCCAGCUGUGCCGCAAGGCAACCUGGCAAUGCCCUACUCACUCACACUGCCCACUCACCACGCCCACGUCAGAAGUCCGUCUACCCCCGAGCUCAGCGCGGACGAGCUUCCUGAUGACAUCGCUAAUGAAAUGCCUGACAUUCCUAAUGAUCUUGAGCUGAAUCAGGAGGAUUUCUCAGACGUGCUACCGAGACUACCUGACGAUCUUCAGGAUUUCGAUCUUUUCGAGGGUAAGAAUGGAGAAUUGUUGCCCACUACAGAAGAGGCAGAGGAGCUGGUCAGAGCCCUGCAGGCGAUGGCCUCGUAUCCCGACUCCCUGUGUUUAUCCUCGAUGGCUGAACUCACCCCUGCGGUGUUCUCGGGAUCAGGGGUCACGGCAACAGGCAUUGGAGACCUUCUGAAUGGCCGCAUAACGUCUGAAACCUUCCCCAAUUUAGAGCUAGAGGGGAAUCUUCUCCACGACCCGAGAGACCAUCAUUUUCCCACGUCCACCUCUCCCCAGCCAACACAGAGCAGCGCCGCAGCGCCCCCUACAAGUCCAAACGGCAGACUAACAGAACGGACGUUUUCGCGGGCUCCCUCCCCACCGGGCAGUCAUUACACCAGCGAGCACGUGCCAUCCCCCUACAGAGAUCACAUCUCACCCCCACACGAUGCCUCUUAUCAAACCGACCCGCCUCUCCUGCUGGAGGUGCCUUUGAGCGGCGCGCCGGGGCCUCCGCGCUCCUCCUGGAAUAACCUCCCUCUCUCGCUCACAGACCCGGCACAGUUCGGUAACCUCCUCACUGCUGAUGCACACCUCCUCUCGACCUCGCUGUCCACCCCGCCCUCCACCUCCCAAUCUACAAUCCUGCAGCCCACCGCUGCCCUCUCCGCUCUGUCCCAGCCGGGAAUGACCGCACGCUCCUCACCCUCGUCCUCGCCCUCAUCUCGCGACCUGCUCGUCCCCACUCAACCUAAACUACAGCUCCCUCAGUUUAGCGCAGCCUUCGGCCACCAGCUGGCUUCCCAUAGUGGGAUCCCUAAAGACCUGCAGCCCAGCCAUAGCUCUACAGCGCCACCUACAGGCUUCUCCAUCACUAGUGCCACUGCUGCCACCUCCCCUUUCCCUCAGAGCAACUGAGCGUGAGAGACAGAGCCACAAAAAUCAACAUUUUAUCAAUGUCAUCAUUCCAGACCUAUACGAUUUGUGUGGAACACGGCGAGAUGUUCAGCAGUAUGUUCCUGUCGCUCCAUAAAACCACGAUGUGUUAAUCAGACACGGCAAUAAAAGUCUCACUUUUAUUUUACGGAAAACGGCAGCGCGAACAUUCUUCAAAACAUCUUUUGUGCACCUCAGAAAAAGUCAUAGGCGAUCAUAAGAACGUAAGGCUGAGUUGACGAUGUGCUUUUUAGGUGAACCGAGCAUUUAAAGCCAUGAGGUCAGCGACACACUCGAGUCUUUCCAGUAGCUUCUGUGCUCGCUCUGUUUGUUGAUGUGACGCAUCUUCCACUGACAUGAUGCUGAAUUAUAUCUUUACUGUUAUCACAAAACCUGUCCACCACUGAAUGCCACAAUCUGUCACCCUGUCUAUACCGCACACUUUACUGUGCUACACAGUUGACUUCUUGGUCACUUCCUGUUUUCCUCUCGUGCACUGGUUCCCUAAACUGAACAGCUAAAAAACUAGCUCUGCCCCUUAUUUCAAUAUGCUGAAUCAGCUCCCCAAAAAGAUAGGGACUAUACUUUAGCCGACAGUGUGUAACUACCUAAGGUCCUGUUUGCAUUGGUGCGCUUGCGUAUGAACGGAGGGUUUUAAAAGUGCUGUGUGUGAUAUUUAGGAGGAUCUAGUGACAGAAAUGCAAUAUGAUUUCAUGCAGUUCAGAGGUGUUUAAACACCUUACAUAAUGAAGCGUUAUGUUUUUAAUACCUCCGAAUGAGCUAUUUCUGUCUACAGUCUUGGGCUGGGGUGAUGUAUCGCGAUUCACACUAAUAUACCUGUCUAGAGCGAUUCUGAAAUCUCAAUGGCUAAGAUUCUACUGCUCUUUGAUCAGAAGGAAGUACUGCUUGAUCUAAAAUCACUAUGAGAUUGAAUCGUGCAUUUGAAAAAGCAACACUCGUAUAUAUAAAGUAUAUAAACAUACUUUAUUAUCAUGAAAGUACCUGAAAAGGUUUGAAGAACAGCGAUAGAAUAUGCCCAUUGGCAUUUCCUGGAGCUAUGUUUGGUUCUUUCCUGAAGCUCAGUGGUUAGAGCAUGGUGCUAACAAUGCAAGGUCGUGGGUUCGAUCCCAGCGGAGCAUGUACUUAGAAGCAAAAAUGUAUAGGAUAAUGCCAUAUAAGUCGCUUUUAUGCGUCUGCCAAAUGCAAUGCAUAAAUGUACUUCCUCUAUGGCCCAUAUUUGGAGUUUCUGCCCGAGAGCGCCCCUGGCUUUCGGAUGUGGCGGCAUUUGACCGUAAUUCACUGAGAAACUGAGCAUAAGAAUUGCACGAUAUAUCAUCCCAGCCCUACUACAUACACAGUGGGUCUCCUUACAUGGAAUUCACCAUGUUGUUUCUGCAGCAGUCCUAAACGGACAAACUUUUUUCAAUUGUUUUCAAUGGAAACGCAGCAUUUUUUGAAAACGCCAGCAGAUGGCGUUCCUUUGCUCAGCGUAUCAUAGGAACCAGUGCGCCUCCGUUCAAGCGCCCGUUUUCAGCCGCGUAAAAGCGCCUCGGUGGAUCUGGAGCCUUAAGACAAGCUGUCUUUUUAAUUUUUAAUUAUUUUUCAGUUUGGAAUGUUUGGUCAACGUACCUCACAUGAAUAAAAAAAUUAAGCGUUAAUUAAUAAAUGAAUUAAUUAGUUUCUAGUGAUUUUACAGUAACUCUGAGGUAAAGCCAGCAAUGUGUCAGUGGAAGAUGUGAUAACAAUUUCAUUAAGACUUAAUAAUUAUAUUUGGUCAGAUUAGGUAAUAUUCCCUGAUUUUAUCAUUAUUUCUCAAAUGAGAGCAGCAGGUUGUUAGUCAUUAUGUUAGAUAGUGUGCAUGACUCUUGAAGUUUCUGUUUAAACCUGGCAUUAACACAUGCAUCUUAGAUCCGUCUCCUGACACCCUGUGACCACUUGUCAUCAGUUAUUGUGUGGGAUGGAGUGAUGGUUGUUGUCUCGGCAUGUUAAAGCACAACAAGUGAAAAAGCACAGUCAACACAGCUCUCCCAAAACUACUUCCAUGAUUUCAACGGUCGUAUCAAAACUAUGUGCAUCCCAUGAUCUGUUACUGCAUGUUGAUCACAGAGCAUCUUCAGAUAAUUGUACUGAAAUAAUAUUUCACAUUUUGCAAAUCCUUGUUUGACUUUAAAAGAAAAUGAUGAUUUAUUACAUGAGGUGUCUGGGAUACGUCUGGAUUCAUUGUGAAUACCAACUAUGAACAUUGUGUAACAUCACUGACCUUCUAAAACCUUGUAUGUCCAAAUUUGCUUUUUGUUGGGAAAUGGAAAAAAAACACAGUACUUGUGAUUACAUACUGUGUUGUCAAAAGCACUUUUUAUUACUUUUUCUUGGUUCGAUAUUUGCAAAACCCAGUGACAAACAAAGGGUGACUAAUAAUAAUGAUUUAUGGCAAAAAAUCAUGAAAUAUGGAGAUACGAGGUUUCAGAAGGACAGUAACGAAAACCAAAAUGAACCCCCGUACACCAACAAUCUCUUCUGAGUGGCCUGUCUCUCAGAACAUCUGUUGGUUGAGAAUCUGCUGUAAGGUCCUGGCGUCUGGAGGUGGUUCUCCAGCACUUCACACUUGGGUUCUUUCGUGGGUUCUUGCGCGCGCACACACACAAACACACAGUGAACCUGAGCUGGAGAAGAAAAACUCAAAUCAAGCAAUAAUCUCAUCAUCCGAGCCUAGUGCGCCAGUCUUCAGAUCAAUCCCAGCAUCCUCUGCCUCUUAGAACCUUCUCUUUGGGGUCAAGGGAAAACAUCAACACACUGAUGGGGAACUCAUUCAACAUCGAGAAAGAGACGUCAGAUCUUCGCCAAAUAUAUGAGUCAAAUCUGUGUGUUUAUGGUGCUUAAUAAGUGUCACAUACGAUGACCUCGUGUGGUCUUUCUAACACAAAGAACCCUCCGCGGUGAGCUGACAGACCCUGUGUCGGAGCUUCGGUGCAGUUUCUUUACAGAACGCUUUGAUGUUCCACAGUCAGGUUUAUUCUCACCGUCAGUCAGCCUUACGUCACGCGGGACCAGCGUUCCCCGUGCAGUUUUUCAAAGUAUGGCAGUAAAAACAAGGUUUCUGGUAGCUUUUAGACACUGAACGAUUAUCUCAUAUAUUGGUAUUAAGUAUUAAAUAUAUUUAUAGAGUAGAAACCUCUAGAUCGGGUUUAUCGGUUGAAUUGAGUGGCGAGAAACUAAACACAAGAUUAAAAAAAGAAAACUAGACUUGUGCAACAUACUCGGUGGAACGGAUGCGUUUUGUGGUCAUGUUUGGUAGUUUUAAUGGCUAUCAAAAGUCUCGUGAUGACUUAUUUUAAUUGGUUGAUGUUGUGUUUGUGUGUCAUUUAAUCGGAGGGAAGAGACGUGAUGGUGUGCAGCAGUAUUUUUGACAGCUAUUAAAAAGUAACAGUCGGCGAUUGUGUAAGACUGAUUGUAGUUUGAGCGUAAAACCAACUCGACAGCACAUUUCACCGGCUUGUGUACAAAACGGACCUGUCUCAUUCAUGAAACACGAGCAAAUAUGUGUCAAAGCUGUACAACACUGAAGAAAAGUGUGACAGGAUAAUGCUUAAAGUUUGUUAAACCCACUCAAAUGAUGUAAGAAAUAUGUAAAACCUCAAAAUGACAUAACCAACAUGUUUUACAUUUUAUCUGGGAAAAGAAAUCAUACACCUAAAACAUUGACUAGAGACGGUUUCAGCAGCAACGUAACGUAAACGUUAUGUGGCCCAAACGUAACUUCCGGUAGACCUCCACAAAGAAUCAAUAACCCGUUCAGUAGUUUUCAUUUAAUUUAAUACAAUUAAUAAACAACAAAAAUUUUAUUAUAAAUUAUAAUAUAAUAUUGGAAUUAGUGAUAUUUUAAUAUUUUCGUUAGUAACAUUCAUUCAAAGUAAUCGUUAAUAACAAAUUCAUAAAACAAAUAUAAGUUCACUGUGAUCAUUGGAUUGGUGGGUUCAAAAUAUUUUGUAAAACGAACACAUUUGCAGUCAUUUGUUCGGCGAGUGUUUUAUGAAUGAGACUCAAUGGUAGCACCAGAACGAUCGCGUGUGUGUGUGUGCGUGUGUGCGUGUGUGUGUGUGUGUGUGUACUAGAACUGUUGCUUUUUCAGUCGUUGUUUUAAAAGGUCGUCCACAAAUGAAAUGAAGCUGAUGUGAUGACAGGUGGUAUGCACUACACGUGACCAUGAGAAUCUUGGGUCGCUCUCUCUCUGCCGAUGUUCAUCAGUUGUGGCAAAAGCUGGAAUGUUGUUUGCAUUCAGCGUUUCUACCGUGUUACUACUGUACUGCACAGGUCAACCACACCCCCUGACCCGACCCGACCCGACGGCUUGCACUGCGUUCAGACAGCUGACUGAUUCCUCACUGAAUGUACUGUACAACUGUUUUUAAAGCUGAUAGGAUAAUCCAGUCACCUUUUGUUAUUGGUCUUUAAUUUGUCUGAGGUAUUUUUUGGUAUACAAAAGUUUACAUUUUUAUGUAUAUUUUUCUUGUGUAAAAACGAUGUAAUAUGUGUAUAAACAUUGUAUGUAAUAUCUGUAUAUAGAGUGAAAAUUUUCAAUCUUGUUUUUGGAUGUAAGGAUUAAACUGCGUGAUUGUUUCCUGUUGUCUGGAGAUGUGAUUCAGUCGGUCGGUUGUGCUCAGCCGUCAGAAUGAUAUUUUUGGCUACGUGAGGGUAAUGAUUACCCUGGUUUUUGGACUUCAGCACAUGAUGCUUAUAAUGUCUCAUAAAACACAGUAAAUCAUUCCAGUGCUGUGUCUCAGAGAAAACUACACAAG
Molecule: messenger RNA, 7920 nt
Organism: Triplophysa rosa
Lineage: Eukaryota; Metazoa; Chordata; Actinopteri; Cypriniformes; Nemacheilidae
Gene: ino80da
Product: INO80 complex subunit D
Exons: 10
Coding region: 281-3106 (941 amino acids)
Cellular component (GO): nucleus
Source: RefSeq, a predicted model, not a curated record